This is a messenger RNA of Aureobasidium pullulans EXF-150, 572 nucleotides long. RefSeq lists its product as uncharacterized. The coding region runs from base 154 to 492 and encodes 112 amino acids. The record is from RefSeq and is a predicted model, not a curated record. NCBI's taxonomy places the organism in Eukaryota, Fungi, Ascomycota, Dothideomycetes, Dothideales, Saccotheciaceae. The transcript has a single exon.
UGGGGUGAGAGCUGACAACAGACAGGCCCACUUGUAUGCAUGCGAGAAGCGAACGACCAAACGACCGAGCAUUAUCACAAAGCUACGCUCGAAUAGCUGUCUGGACCGGACUAACAUCAACUUCUAUUUGCUCCCACCAGUGGUCCAUCUUUUAUGGCGCUCAUACACAACAACUGCUGUUUCUAUGCCACCCCUAUUUGCUGGGUAGUGUUUCAGUAUUUCGUGUCGAUUUCCUUUGUUGUCUUCUUCUAUAAGUUCGACGCUGGGUGCAUGGGUUCAUGGGUUCAGGGGGUUCGUGGUCUGGAGUUGUGGUUGGGAAGGAGCAUGGGAAGGUUUCUUGUGAAGCCUUAUGACGGACACUGGGUUUUUGCUGUACAAUCGAACCAGAAGUAUGGCUUUGCUGGCCCGCACUCCAUUUCAGUCCUCAGUAUAAUGAUCCGCAAGUUGAUAGUGUUGUGUUCUGAGGAAGAAGUUGGUUGGAGAUGGAGCUGACAAAGUCUCGGAUGCAUUUUGAGUCCGAUCUGGUCCGUGCUCGUCUAGAUAAGAAACGUCAUAAUCGCAAGCAAUUCCAC